Molecule: messenger RNA, 6566 nt
Organism: Danio aesculapii
Lineage: Eukaryota; Metazoa; Chordata; Actinopteri; Cypriniformes; Danionidae
Gene: otud4
Product: OTU deubiquitinase 4
Exons: 20
Coding region: 340-4413 (1357 amino acids)
Biological process (GO): protein deubiquitination; negative regulation of interleukin-1-mediated signaling pathway; negative regulation of toll-like receptor signaling pathway
Molecular function (GO): cysteine-type deubiquitinase activity; K63-linked deubiquitinase activity
Source: RefSeq, a predicted model, not a curated record
UCUCCCAGCGUCUCCCCAUUAAAUCCACUCAGUUCCUAUUAUGUUCUGCUGCACUGUGUCAUGAUCAUGCCCGAGAAAAACGCACAUAUUUGCCAGCUUUGCUGACUCCUGAUCACCUGGAUAAAGCGUCCAGCCCUGGACUCGUGGAUGUAGCGUUAAUGUCAGGCGUGAUCUGCAAACAAUCCCAACUUUCCUUUGCACUGAAAUCAAAAGCGAAUCCAGUUAAUCCAGUCUCUCAGGAGCCUUUGUGGAGUUCGCCUGAAUGCAGGGAUGGUAAGGAAAGUAAAGCUUCCGAUAUAGUGUGAUAAAUUUUGGGAUACUGAGUUGUAGCGGAUCGCCAUGGAGCUCCGGGCGGCUUCAGCGGACGCGCAGCAGCAGCUGGCCGGUGACAGGACGCACGAGUCCCGCAUGGACGAGUACCUGCGCUCGCUAGGUUUUUACCGCAAAAAGAUUGCCAAGGAUGGGUCAUGUCUGUUCAGAGCCGUGGCAGAACAGAUACUGCAUUGUCAAGGUUUACACACACAAGUGCGGGCGGCCUGUGUGAAUUAUCUCAGACAGAACAAAUCUACUUAUGAGCUGUUUAUCGAAGGCAACUUUGAGAAAUACUUGGAGAAUCUACAGGAUCCCCAGAGCUGGGUUGGACAGGUGGAGAUAUCUGCAUUGGCUGAGCUCUAUAAGCAUGAUUUUAUUAUUUUCCAGGAGCCCGAUCAACCGCCUGUUAACCUCACAGAGAAUGGCUUCACUCAUAAGGUGCGCCUGUGCUUCCUCAACGGAAACCAUUAUGACAGUGUUUACCCAGAAGCCUUUGAGAAAAAUGCUGCUGUAUGUCAAUCAAUCCUGUACGAGCUGCUGUAUGAGCGAGUGUGUGGCGUCGAACGCAACGUUGUAGGAUCAUGUGUGAAAGGAGGACGAGGACGAGAUAGACGGGACUCAGAGGAGUGCAAGAGCAGUGAGGAGUCUGAGCUGGAGGAAGACGACUUCUGGUCCACUGAAGCAAGAGAAAAGACAAGCAAUGGGAUGAAUGCCAGACCGCCGCAAAGGGGUCGUGGGAGGGGCUACUCAAGAGGAAGGGGGCGGGAAUUUCUGUCCACUAAGGUGCAAAAGUCCCUAAACCCCGCCCUCUACAGGAACGUGGAGUAUGACGUGUGGCUCCGUUCGAAACGCCUCCAGCAGCAGCGAGAUUUCUGCAUUGCUGCAGGGAUGCAGUACUCAGUCGGAGACAAGUGCAAGGUGCAGCUGAGUGGCAGUAAUCGGCUCUAUAAUGCUUAUGUUAAGGAAGUCAGUCCAGACAACGGGCCAGUCACUGUCUUUAUUGAGGAACUCAACAGACAGCAAACUGUGCCGUUGUUAAACUUGCGUCUUCCAUCUGAAGAGCCUCAGUCUUGGCACAUGGUGUCAGAAAAGGGAAAAAGACAUGCUGCACCAAACAAUGGUUCGCAAAUUCCUUCUGAAUGGGAAAGCAGAGGAGGUCGGAGGCCAAACAGAAUGCAGUCUCAGUCGACACCCAGCGUUCGUGUACAUAAGCAACACUCCUGGCCUCCGCAGGCCACACCAGAUGAUGCAAGAAACAAGUUCAGACGGUCUGAUCAGCGCAGCAGUCCUGUGUGUAUUCUGCCAGAAGAGGAAGAGGAAAGCGUUGUUUUGGAGCUUCUGCACAAAGAUGAGCACAACUUCCCCUCACUUGGACCAAGCCCCCAAACGGCCACUUCUGGUGAGGUCAUAAAGAAAGGAGGGGAAAAGAAAAGCUCUCGCAAAAAGGAACAGAAGGAGAACCUCUUGGAGACUGAAACAUCUCAGAGGACUUUACAGAGGCAGAAGGGUGGGACUGAAGAAAAACAUGGGAUACAAUUUUCUGAGGAACCAGGGCAAAGGUCUUCUUCGACAAUGAAAGAGAAAUUACAAGAGAAACCUAUCCCUGUCGCUGCUUCUCCACCUCCACCUGUUAUCUCUUUAUCUGGCCCCAAAACAGCCAUUUCUUCAUCUCCAUCUAAUUUUGCCACUUCCCCUGGUCUUAAUCAGUCUGUUCCUGAUGCGGUUAAAAAGACAAGCAUCCAACCCAAGUCUAGCCCUGCUCGAAACCCUGACAACAGUCAUUUGACCCCAGUGUCAACUUCAGUCCCUUUACAGGCCAUUUCUAGGGUAGCACCAGUCUUAGAAAGCACUCCUUCCCCACAGUUUAACUCUGGUGUAGCACCAGUCUCAGUUAUCCCACCUGCCUCACAGUCUAUCUCUGGUGCAGCACAAAUUUCUGUUUCCACCCCUGCCUCAGACUCUACAUUUGUGGCAACACCAGUCUCAGCUACCACCCCUGCCUCACAGUAUAUCUCUGGGUCAAGGGCAGUUUCAGUUAGCACCCCUGCCCAACUGUCUAUCUCCGGGGCAACAGCAGUGUUAUCUAACACCCCUGCCCCCCAUUCCAUCUCUGGGGCAACAACAGUCUCAGUUACCACUCCUGCUUCACACUUCAUCUUUGGGGCAACAGCAGAAUCAAUUACCACCCCUUCCCCGCACUCCAUCUCUGGGGCAACGGCAGUCUCUGUUGCCACCCCUGCUCCUCUUCAAUCUGCGCCUGCACUGAAUUCUACCAAACCCUCAUUCCAAAUUGCCCAAUUGCCCACAAUGGAGCUCCUGCCCAGACCUGAAUCACCAUCUCAGUUCACCUCAGUUGAACUGGUUGCAUCUCAGAUUACCCCAGUCCCUUUACCCGCUUCUACUCCAACUCAAACUACUCUGGCCCCUACUUGCCCAAUCCCAGCUUCCCCAAUUGAAUCCAACUUGUGCAUUCAAACUUUGCCACCAGCCAAUACUUCUACUCUAUCCCCCACACCUUCGUCCAAAAUACCCAUUUCUGCACAGGUUCAGGUUGCUACUCCUGUAUUAGAUUGCCCAGGCUUGUCCUCUACCGCACAUCCCAUUGAUGCAACCAAUGGUCCACUAAUUCCCCCAAAGACUGUUGAUCCACAAACCACUAUGAUGCCAAUACCUCUUCCACAUGCUGCUCCCACCUCCAUCUCCCCUACUAUUGGUCCUGCCAAUGCUUCACCUCCUGACUUACCUCAAGUCUCUCUGAACGAGUCAGUCCCACCUGCUUGUGAAACAUCAACCAUACCUGCCUCUGGUGCAGCACAGAUUGUUGAACACCCAUCCCAACCCCAACACCUGCCCUUUCCUCAACUCCAGUGGUCUCAGCUCCUUCAGGACCCAGUUUAUCCAGGAUUCCCCCAGAAUGAGAAGGGACAGUUGGAACCACCUCCACCAUUUUCCUACUCCCAGAAAGGAGAGGACCUACCAAAAGAUAUGAGUGUCCUCAAGUUCUUCUUCAACCUUGGGGUCAAGGCUUACACCCAGCCAAUGUUUCCUCCUAUUGUAUAUCUGGCACCACUGAACCAAGCCUACCUUAGAGGCCCUCCUCCUUCCUCUGACUCUCCUGCUAAUCCUACCAUGACUUCGUGGCAGCCAGAAAACCCUUCUUCUCAGCCUCAAAGUUUGAGCUCCAUAGCUGACACCCCAUUGGACAGCCAUGCUCCAAUUGCACCUGUAGCAACUGGUAGCAGUCCUGUUGAUCCCAUAGAGGUAAGAGGAUACAACGAUCCUCCAUCGAUUCCAAUGCAUGUGCAAUCAAGACCACCAAUGCCCUGGUCAGCUCCUUCUGUUUCAAGUGCCUAUCCUGGGGGGUACCCAACUACUCCUCCAGUGCAGUUUUCCACACCUCCUUAUCCACCCCCUGGGAAUCAGAUGUUUCCACCAUCAUCUGUUGGAUACCACCGUAUGCCAUUUCCACCAAUGCCUUUAGAAGCAAUAAACCAUGGGCCUCAUGGUCCGAUUGAUGUCUUGCCUUUUGCUCGCCCCACACUGGAUAGAGGUCAAGAGAAUGGUCAAUUGUCAAUGAACCCACAAUUUAGGUCUGUACAGAACUCUGCUGGGUUUCCUGGAGGCCAACCUCAUUUUUUGAGUGGUGGAGAGUUCAAGUCAGUAGAUACUCCUGUUUCUCUGGGUGCUAUGGAACUUCCUCCUUAUGGUGGACCCUGUUCGGUACCAUCUUUUCAGAUCGGGCCAUUGCAAGGCGAUAUGUCAGGAUUGAUCCCUUUACCAAAUGGGAGCUUAGGAAGACAAGGGGGAGCCUUCCCAAAGAGCCUACAUGCAGAAGACUCUUCCCGCCUCAUCCAUACAUUUUCUCCUGAAGAAAAGUGGCCAGAGGAAAUGGAGUCUCCCAAUGUAGACGUCAGAGUUACCCAGUCCUACUACAGCCAGUCCUACAGAGGUGGAGGAAGGCGUGGCCAAGAGGAGAGAGGAGGAUAUCGAGGGCGGAGCCAACGUGGACGGAAAGAUUAUAUAGGCAGAGGCAGACAAGAUGACCAGUCCUACAGACAUUACGGGAGACGAGGUGCAGGCCCACAGUUACCAUAUCAGUGACACUGAAUGUUGUUUUGGUUUACGAUGAUAUCAGAUACAUGAAAUCUGUUGUUUUGAGUUUUCUGGGUGUCUUUUGGUAUGUGUUAUUGAUUAGUUGUUUUAUCUAAUCAUUUUUAACCGUUUUGUCUUCCACACAUUCUUGCAUAUUGAAGCAACAUGGUUUCGCCUGUUCUGAUGUCAAAAAACCCCUGUGAAAAUGUAAAUUGCAUAGGUAAUAAAGUCUAAUAAAACUGAAUUUCCCCCAUGAGUGCACUUAACUUUAAGACAUGUAUCAUACGCUUAUUUUAUUUGAGUACUAAAGUUUUCAGAUCUAUGCAAAUUUGAUUUACAUUUAAUUUGUAUUAAAUGAAGAUUGUUCUACAAGGUAUUUUAACAAAUGGUCCACACUGGUUCUCGGAGAACUUAAUUUUACUGAAAAACACUCCACUCGUGCUGCAUGGUGAGUAUAUUGGUGAUGGCAUCUCACCUUAAAAAAGGAAAGUGCCUUUAGUGUAGUGUAGAGUUUUGUCAAUGUAUUUUUUGGGAUUUCACAUUUGGUUUUCUUCAUUUCUGACCAUGCGUUUUUGUGCACUAUAAUCCCCAAGCAGUGGGCUCUGUGGAUGAAUGUUUGAUGCCAAAUGCCUGUAAUAAAAUAUUUGAUCCAAAUAUGUGGUUUGAAACCAAAAACGAGCGUUGUAUUAUCUGUUGUUCCCCAUUUUGAUAAAUAAAACAGAAAGCCUAAGAAGCCUUAGUUGCAGUUUUUUUUAAUUAACAAUAAUGGAACACUCCACUUUUUUAGAAGUUAGUUUAGUUUUUAGAAGAGGUUAAUUUUAGUUUAAGUUUGACCUUUUUUUUGUCAUUGUGCUAAUCUCUGAGUUUGGCGGGUGCUCUUUAAUAAGCUUAGCUUAAAGGCCUGUGCACACCGGGACCCUUUUUGCUUGCGUUUUCCAUCAACGUUUAACGCCUCGUGACUAAAUAAAGGGCGCCAAUGUAAUCGUGCACACUAAAGUGCUAAACAUCAGGCGUAAAAGCGUCAUAUUUAAAGGAACGCCUCAUGCUCGUUUUAUUGUUUGUGAUGUGUUUCGAAACACAUUAGUCACGUGACCAGGUGUUUGAAACCCUUUAGUCUUGUGACCUGGGUGUUUCGAAACACUUUAGUCACGUGACCUGGGUGUUUCAAAACACUUUAAGGCCCGUUUCCACUGAGUGGUACGGUUCGGUUUGGUACGCUUUUAUAGCCGUUUCCACUGUCAAAAAGCGUACCGAACCGAACCACUUUUUCGGCACCCUUUCGAAAGGGUACCAAACACGAGAAAGGGUACCAAAAGGCGGAGCUAAGACGCACAGCUGAACGCUAUUGGUUUACAGAGAUACGCAUUUCGCUUACGCAACAAGCCAGAAUGAAAACAAAAAAAACGCCAUAUUUAAAAUACACGCACAGCCGAGAGAUUACAGCGGAAUUAUAAAUACAUAUAAUAACGAGCCAUGGUCGACCCGGGCUCAAACAAACCUUGUCGUCGUCUUGAUGAACAGCCACAAAGCCAUGGAGUAGAGCAGAUUUACCCUGUGCCCCGUAGUUUUUUACGAGCCAGUCUGAGGCUCGAGCGGUUUCGCUUUCUUGCUAGCGCUCGCGCGCGUCUAACAUUAUAUCUGAAAUAACAAAUCUCUAGAGCUGAUGAUAAUAACCUGCACUUGAUUAUUGACGUGCUUUUGAAACCCGAUCCUGUCAGACACUGACAAACGCGAGAGUGAAGCGCGAAGAAACAAAGGAGAAGCCGGAAAAAAAGGAGCACAUUAUUUUUCAGCAAACAUGAACAAACUGUCUUAACUAUUAUUGUUAUUAUCUUCACCUUUCGGACUAAUAUGAACUCAGAAUGAUGGAAUGUUCUCUAACAGAGGCUACAUGUGCUGCUGAAGAUUACAGCCACAGAUGAGAGGUUUACACUGACUGUAGGCUAUAUAGUGUUGUUUUUGAACUUAAAUACGGACGAAAUGUCUGCUGUGUGUAGUUCUUCUGUAAAUGGUAACAUAUCGGGGGCUGUAUGUGUUCAUAUAUGUUGCACUUGUUUAUUUAAUAUAAUUACAGACGUUACAGUAGGCUGUUUCGCACUGUCUUUGAUCUGCAGUUAUAAUCAACUCAUGUUCAUUGAAAAGUUAGUAAUAAACAUUUCUAC